Molecule: messenger RNA, 167 nt
Organism: Closterium sp. Naga37s-1
Lineage: Eukaryota; Viridiplantae; Streptophyta; Zygnematophyceae; Desmidiales; Closteriaceae
Source: the annotation of a GenBank genome assembly
AACUACCCCAGACUGAACACUGCGAGAUGCUGCAAGAAAGGGCUGUGCACAGACUGCUAUCUCCGCAUCGCGUCCCGUCGUCUCUGCGCUUUCCGGCAUUCUCUGUGGACCACCAAGGCCCGCCCUGCCACCCACGCACACCCGCAGAAAUUCUCGCCGAUCUGCUG